AUGACGACAACCAAAUACUCCAGUAACAAUAAUAGACAAUUCCCACAAGACAGCCCUAUUCGAGCACCAGCAGCACCCCCCAGCAGCAAUUUGCCGGAUGCAUCAUCCACCUCAUCUACAUACUCCCAAGUUGUCUUCGGUGUUGACGCUUCAAGCUUUGAUGCAAUUACAAAUCUGUUACAUCAAACCCCCGAAAAUUCUCUUACGGAAUCCGAGGACCCAGAAGAUUGUAUAUCCUGUUACCUAGCCCCGGAUUCAUCUUCAUCACACGCAGAUUCCCCACCCCCGAGAGAGCCUCUCUCGCAGGAGUCUCGGUUGUCGUCUCUCUUGGUUAUACUGCUUUUGUUGCAUAUAAUUGAUUUGACUUUGCGAGAGUAG
Sclerotinia borealis F-4128 is the source of this 378-nucleotide messenger RNA. The record is from the annotation of a GenBank genome assembly. Lineage: Eukaryota; Fungi; Ascomycota; Leotiomycetes; Helotiales; Sclerotiniaceae.